This is a messenger RNA of Oncorhynchus kisutch (coho salmon), 5471 nucleotides long. It is a transcript of the gene prkg1b, whose product is annotated as protein kinase cGMP-dependent 1b. The transcript is spliced from 17 exons. Lineage: Eukaryota; Metazoa; Chordata; Actinopteri; Salmoniformes; Salmonidae. Bases 436 to 2469 code for a protein of 677 amino acids. Gene Ontology annotation, molecular function: cGMP-dependent protein kinase activity; ATP binding. Gene Ontology annotation, biological process: protein phosphorylation. The record is from RefSeq and is a predicted model, not a curated record.
ACUACGUCAUCCACCGGCUCGUAUGGUCAUUUGUGCUACUUCAGGCAAAUAGUUUAGGUUGAGAGUGAGCAUGAUUUUAGAAAUAUUGUCCUGUGUUUAGUUGCUGUUGUUCAACGUUGGCCGGCUGUUUCCUCUGCAUACCGCAAACUCUCUGGAGAGAAAGGGCAGCAGACCCUAAUUGGUUUCUCAAUGAAAUAUAACCAUUAGUCCCACCACGGGAGGGACUGAGGAAAAGCAGCACCCAGCAUUCCCAAUCGCCGUUACUCAACUGUCCACCAUCUACUGUGAACAGAACCUUUUGGAGUGCCAAGGAGCCUCGACACGAUUUGAUCUCCAUAUUUCUACUAAAUAUUUUUUUUCGUUUUAGUAGCGGAUCGCAUUGGACCGUAAAACAUCUUUCAUUCCCGCCUAGAGAAAGUUUGUGCAGAUUCAAACAUGAGUGAUUUGGAAGAAGACUUCAAAAAUAUCCUAUUGAUAAAAGAGGAGAGAAUUAAGGACAUGGAGAGGCGUCUCGUCGAGAAGGAAGAAGAGAUACACGAAUUAAGACGAAAACUGCACAAAUGUCAAUCCGUUCUUCCCAGCGCGCAGAUAAUUGGACCUAGAACCAGGCGUGCUCAAGGCAUCUCAGCAGAACCUCAAGCUUACCGAACCUUCCAGGAGUUGAACAGUGAAGCAUUUCGGAAACAUUCCAAGUCUGACAGGUCCAAGGACCUAAUCAAGGAGGCCAUUCUUGACAACGACUUCAUGAAGAACCUCGAGCUUUCUCAGAUCCAGGAGAUCGUUGACUCCAUGUACCCAGUAGAAUAUGGCAAAGACAGCUGCAUUAUCAAAGAAGGAGAUGUGGGCUCCUUGGUGUACGUGAUGGAAGAUGGGAAGGUGGAGGUGACAAAGGAGAGCAUGAAGCUGUGCACCAUGGGUCCUGGGAAGGUGUUUGGGGAGCUGGCCAUCCUCUACAACUGCACCAGGACGGCCACCGUCAAGACCCUCACUAAUGUGAAGCUAUGGGCCAUCGACCGCCAGUGUUUCCAGACCAUUAUGAUGAGGACGGGCCUCAUCAAACAUGCCGAAUACAUGGAGUUUCUAAAGAGUGUUCCAACAUUCCAAGGCCUUUCAGAAGAAAUACUCAGCAAGCUAGCCGAUGUUAUGGAAGAGACGCACUACGGGGACGGGGAGUACAUCGUCAGACAAGGAGCCAGAGGAGACACCUUCUUCAUCAUCAGCAAGGGCAAGGUUAAUGUCACCAGGGAGGAUUUGCCCAAUGACAUGCCUGUGUACCUGCGAGCCCUGGGCAAAGGAGACUGGUUUGGGGAGAAAGCCCUGCAGGGAGAGGACAUCAGGACGGCUAAUGUCAUUGCUGCUGAUGCCGUCACCUGCCUGGUCAUUGACAGAGACUCAUUUAAACACUUGAUUGGGGGCCUGGAAGAUGUCUCAAACAAAGGCUAUGAGGAUGCAGGGGCCAAAGCCAAAUAUGAAGCGGAAAAUGCCUUCUUCUGCAACCUGAAGCUGGUGGACUUCAACAUCAUUGACACGUUGGGGGUCGGAGGCUUCGGACGUGUGGAGCUGGUAGGAUGUUUAAAUAAAGUGCAGCUGAAAAGCGAUGAGAUCAAAACGUUUGCGAUGAAGAUCCUGAAGAAGAGGCACAUCGUGGACACUCGGCAACAGGAGCACAUCCGCUCCGAGAAGCAGAUCAUGCAGGAGGCCCACUCAGACUUCAUCGUCAGGCUGUAUAGGACAUUCAAAGAUGCCAAGUAUCUUUACAUGUUGAUGGAGGCUUGCCUUGGGGGAGAGCUCUGGACCAUACUUAGGGACAGAGGUUCAUUUGAAGACCCGACCGCGCGGUUCUACACGGCCUGUGUGGUGGAGGCCUUCGCUUACCUGCAUUCCAAAGGGAUCAUCUACCGAGAUCUCAAACCCGAGAACCUCAUCCUGGAUCACAGAGGCUAUGCCAAGCUGGUGGACUUUGGCUUUGCCAAGAAGAUUGGGUUUGGGAAAAAGACAUGGACUUUCUGCGGGACCCCAGAGUAUGUGGCACCUGAGAUCAUCCUGAACAAGGGGCAUGACAUCUCCGCUGACUACUGGUCAUUGGGAAUCCUCAUGUACGAACUCCUGACUGGAAGCCCACCAUUCUCAGGGCCAGAUCCAAUGAAGACAUACAACAUAAUUCUGAGAGGAAUCGACAUGAUUGAAUUUCCAAAGAAGAUCACCAAAAAUGCUGCCAAUUUGAUUAAGAAACUAUGCAGGGACAAUCCUUCAGAAAGACUUGGAAACUUGAAAAAUGGAGUCAAAGAUAUCCAAAAGCACAAAUGGUUUGAAGGCUUUAACUGGGAAGGGUUGAGGAAAGGAACCCUGACUCCUCCAAUCAUCCCUGAAGUCUCGUCUUCAACUGACACAAGCAACUUUGACAGUUUCCCAGAGGACAACGAUGACCCUCCUCCAGAUGACAUGUCUGGCUGGGAUACAGAUUUUUAACGCCACCCUCCAUGUGUAGUAGCCUCUCCAGUAGCUCCCUAGUCCUGCCUCAUAAUUGACUUUUCUGGGGAUGCCUUUCAAGGGUUUGGCAGCAGAGAACAGAGAGACAGACAGUUGAUGAUGCUGUGAACGGACAGUGACAGUGAAUGGGGCAGUCGUACCGCUUUGGGUCACCAAGAUGCCUUCACCAAUGUUGCUCCACUCUCCUCCGAGGUGGCAUUGGGACUAAUGUUUUAGAACGACAAAAGUCUCUCAGCAUCAUCGUCAACCAUUCCCCCCCACUGGAUCCCCUCAUGGAGAGGUUUUUGAUUUAUUCUUGUCACACAUUUGUAUAUUUAGGUUUAUGUAUUUGUUGUGGCUGUUAGCACUUACAAUACCAGUGUUUUCAGUGAUUACUUGUGAUACCGAGUGGAUUGGGACUGAGAGGGAGAGAUUCCUGCUCACUGUUGUAGCAUUUAUGGACCACAAUUCCAACCGGGGGAGGGGGGGGUUGUUGACUCUUUUCAACACUUGUCAUCAAUAAUCAAAAUGUUAUUUUUUACAAGUUCCUUUGUAUCAUAUUAUACAUUUGGAUGUUACACAUGAUCACAACACAUAAAGAUGAUAUAUUGUCUAUUAUGCAUACUGUAUUCCAUUGGGAAAAAAACACACACACACGCCACUUUCAAUUACACACAUGUAAUUACACAAUUUAUAAGCGCAAAGUUGUUUGAUUGAUAAAAACUACUUGGGCCUUCCCUUCACCAUUCAAAUAUUUUCUAAAGCCCUACAGUGUUAAGAAAUUGCAAGGACAUAUAGGAAUUUUCAGUUUAUUACCAUUUAGUUAUUUAUUAAAGGUCACAUGCAGCCGUUUUUUAAAAUCUCAAUAUCAAAUAAUUUCUGGGUAACAAUUAGGUACCUUACUCUGGUUGUUUUAAAUUAAAAUUGUAAAAAAUUAUAAAAAUAGCUUCUUAGCAAAGCUCACAUUCUCAAGCAAGAACUUAGCUAGGACUGUCUGGGAGUGGUCUGAGUGGGGAGGGGAAAACUGAAAACUAGCUUAUAUUGGGAGAGAGACCAAUAAGACAGUUACAAACCUAUUAACUAAAUUACCACCUAGUGAUGUCACCAGGCAUGCCAAAACUCCAUCCCACCAGAACAGGCUGAAAUUUCAGCUCUUACACUAAAAGGGCAUUAUCGUCAUUUUCACAAUUUCACAGUAUUAUUAAACCUAAUAGUGCGGAAAAUAUAUAUUUAAAAAGGGGGGGGGGGGGAUUCUACUAAGCUAUAUGGAAUUGUUUUAAGAAGGUCACACCAAGGAUCACCAAUAGGAGCUAUUUGAUUUAGAAUUUUAAGACCCCUUGCAGUAUAUAAAAAUAUAUAAUCAUUUGAUUAAACAUGUUAUUUGGCCUUACUGCUAUUAGCCCAUUACAAACGCAUUGAAUAACAGAUUCACUACAGGAACAACAGAUAGCCCCCCAAAAAAUAAAAAUUCUAAAGGAAGUUUGUUCUGAAGUGUCUAUCCUAAUAUCUGAGAGAUAUGAGAGAUCUGGAAACAUACAAUAAUUGUUCUUUAAACAUGUAUUUAACCCCAUAUUUUUGGCACUAAACAGUCUACAUAAACACAGUACUUCCAUUAUUAUUAUUUAUUAUUUUUUACUGGUACCAGGGACCUUCAGACAAGUCUUGUGAUUCCUGUGGGCAUCCUCGAGAGUCUCAUAUUUCCAUAGAGGGGUUAUAAUAGUUUGUAGGCCAAACCAUUCGGACCCUACAGACGAUUUUGUGAGCAGAGCGAUUUUUGGGAUGUCUCAUGGUCUGACAAACAUAGCUCUAGCUCUGUGACCUUUCAGCAGAUGAGGUAGUGCGACAUAUGCGUCUCAAUCCACAUGAUGAAGCAGAUGAGGUGGAUUGAGACGCAUCCGAUGCAAAAAAAGAAAAACCCAGAUAUCUCUAGUUUAAACAUGACAGAUUUUUUUAUGGGGAUUUUAGAAUUAUGCUAAUUAGAUUUCCCCGGGGGCUCGGAGAUUGACCUUCGGGAGUGCAAAGGAAGGAUCCAACCAUUGAGUGGGGUAACAGCAAAGAACAGAUUAUACCACUAGAGGGCAAACUGGUACUUGUACAAAACCAGGCUUACCAGAGAGGGACACAGCAGGGGUUUUGUCUAGAAGGGACACAGCUUUUGUCAAAAUGUACUUUUCGCUGUAGGUUUAGCAGAACUAACUCAGCAUGUUAGGAUAAUUAACAUAGCAGGUUAGGAGAAUUAGGUUGAAGUUAAGAAAAGGGUUAGGAUAAGGGUUAGCUAAAAGGCUAAAUAAUCUACUUUUGAUGUCAACUUGACAAAAGCUGUAUCCCAUGUAAAUGAUGUCAAUACACUGACAAUUUAAAGGGAGGCGGCAAGUGGACUUUGAUACAUGGCUAAAUACAAUCAGUCUGUCAUACAGAGAUUAUUCUGCUAUUCACAUGAUUAAUUUCCCAUCAAAAUGGACCUUAGAACAUUAGAAUUUCUAAAUGAAAGGCAAGAUGGCUGCUAUAUUCUACAGGCCUCACAUAUAUUACCAUAAUUUCUAACUUUUAUAUUGCGCUUGAAAACAAAUGAAUAUUAUUUAUUUUAGGACCAGAAGUAAAUAUUUCUGUACAUCAAUAUUUAGUGCUGAUUUAAAAAAAAAAAUAUAUAUAUGUAUAAAUAGGUUAUACUUUUAUUAUUUAAUUUGAAUAUUUGGGAUAUGUUUUGUCAAAUUAAAUCUCGACAUAUUUUCUCAAGCUUGAAUGAUCUUUUCAUGUUAUCACCAUCAUCCACUGAAUUACUGAAGUCGCUCACCCCAGUUCUGAACAUCAUUACAUCGCUUUUGGCAUUAUUGAAAGUGCCUUAAAAUCGAUGGCGUCCAAAAGAUAUCUUCAAUAUUUGUUUUCAUGCUGCAUGACAAGAUCAAACAACUUAACCGGUCGUCAUUACUUGGCUUGCUGCUUUUUUAUGGUCCAUCUAUUUAUAUGCCGUUUUCUUACAAUAAAAUGUCACUUUCAAUCAA